This is a messenger RNA of Suillus paluster, 727 nucleotides long. RefSeq lists its product as uncharacterized. The transcript is spliced from 4 exons. The coding region runs from base 13 to 606 and encodes 197 amino acids. The record is from RefSeq and is a predicted model, not a curated record. Lineage: Eukaryota; Fungi; Basidiomycota; Agaricomycetes; Boletales; Suillaceae.
CGGUUAUAUGCCAUGUAUCAGCGAUCCAGAAAGAUGCUCAUCCUUUUUGUUGUACUCUUCCUGGCUGUCACAAUCGCAAGUGGAGUGAUUUCGGCAAUAGCAAGCGGCUAUACUUCAGGGGAGGAGCUCAUCCUCUCCGGCAGUUAUCAGUGCAUUCAGAAUGGAGUUGACCACAUUCUAGUGGACAAAGUUUGGAUGCUUGGCCUUGCUUGGGAGGUCCUAGCACUGUGUUUUGCAGUCUGGAUAGUUGUAAAACACUUCCGUGAACUACGAAGAUCGUCAACAAGAUGGACCAUGGCGGACACUUUCGCGGUGUUAAUGCGAACUCAUGUGCUUUACUUUGCAGCCUAUGCCGCUGUCUCUUGCUUCAACUUUGGCGUGUUGUCUUCGAAGCUGUCGAACAUUUCUUCUGUGGGAACUCAGGUCUAUUAUGGCAUCUUUCAAAUUACCGUGUCCCUUCAGAUGGCUGUGCUGGGACCACGCCUCAUCCUCAGUGUUCGAGAAUAUCACGCUAACCUCGUGGACGACUCAGACGCAGGAACUGGCAUGAGUACACUUGCUUUCCAGGAACGCGCACAUGACGUGUCAACUGGCGGUGGUGUGUAGCACGUACGGGAAAUGAUCCAAGUGAUCAACAUUUCAAGUUAUUAAGUACUCUAUAGGGAACACAAGAAAUUUUGUCCUAGUAUCGAGUCUGUGUUCCAAAAUAGACUACCCUGCCAACAAA